This is a messenger RNA of Monoraphidium neglectum, 1776 nucleotides long. RefSeq lists its product as hypothetical. Gene Ontology annotation, molecular function: ATP binding; ATP hydrolysis activity; ABC-type transporter activity. The coding region runs from base 1 to 1776 and encodes 591 amino acids. Lineage: Eukaryota; Viridiplantae; Chlorophyta; Chlorophyceae; Sphaeropleales; Selenastraceae. Gene Ontology annotation, cellular component: membrane. The transcript has 12 exons. The record is from RefSeq and is a predicted model, not a curated record.
AUGGCGGUGGAGGCGUCGGGCCCGCUGACGGCGCUGUGGGUGACGGUGCUAGCGCUGUCGGUCCUCUACAUAGCCGUGUUCCUGGCAAUAGCCUACUUCAACGCCCACCCGGAAGCGAUCCAUGCGAUGAGGCAGCUGCAGCUGCGCAUGCGGCGUCACGGCAGCGCCGGACGGCCUGGCGAAGGGCGCGCACCCGAGCGACGCGGCGGCGCGGCAGAUGCAUCGGUGGAUGGGUUGGAGGACGGCACGCCGGCUUCAAGCGGCGGCAGCCCGCGCAAGCUGCGGCAGGGCGCGCCUGAGCACGCCGUGGACGACGGAGACGCCAGCGCGGCGGACGAGUGUUCCGCCGAGGCCGCAGCAGCGGCGGCGCCGCUGCACGCGCAGGCCGUGGACCUCGAGUGGCGCUCGCUGUCGCUGAGCGUUGCGGGGGGCGGGGGCCGGCGGCAGAUCCUACGGGAGAUAUACGGCGCCGCCGCGCCAGGGGAGCUCCAGGCACUGAUGGGCCCCUCAGGCGCCGGCAAGUCGACGCUGCUGGAUGUUCUGGCAAUGCGCGUGCGCAGCAGCCGCACCCUGGCCGUCGAGGGCGCUGUGUUGGUCAACGGCCGGCCGCGGCGAGAGCAGCAAUUCUCCAAGAUCAGCGCGUACGUGCCUCAGCACGACAACUUUGUCCCGACUAUGACGGCCGACGAGACAGUGGGGUUCUACGCUGCCGUGAUCCUGCCCCCGUCCACGUCAGCGCAAGAUCGUGCCGACCGCUGCCAGGGCGUGCUGCGGCUGAUGGGCCUCACCGCGCAGCGCCACACGCUGGUCGGGGGCAGGCUGCCUGGGGGCAUCGCACUCCGCGGCCUCAGCGGCGGCGAGCGGCGGCGGCUGGCCAUCGCGGCGGGCGUGGUGGCGGGGCCCAGCCUUGUCUUCCUGGACGAACCCACGACCGGCCUGGAUUCCUUCGCGGCGCUCAGUGUGUCGCGCUUCAUGCGGCGCACUGCUGACGGCGGCCACACCCUGCUGGCCUCGCUGCACCAGCCGCGCGCCGCCAUCUGGUCGCUCUUCGACAAGGUCACACUGCUGAGCCAGGGGCGGCUGAUGUUCCAUGGCGCCGCCCGCGACAUGGUGCCCUGGUUCCAGGGCCUCGGCUACGCCUUUGACGCGCGGCUGCACGGCUCGGCCCCCGACUGGGCCCUCGACCUUGUCACCCUCGGGUUCACCAAGCGGGGCAGAGCCUGGGACGACGGGCAGGCGGAAAAUGGUCGCGCUGAUCAGGGCGAGGGCGGCGCGGCGGGCAAACAGCAGCACGUGCAUACACGCGUCGCCGCUGGCAGCAGCGGCGCCGCCCACGACCCCCUCAGCCUGCGGCUGCGGCGGCUGCAGCGCCACUACCGCGCGCUGCUGUGGCGCGAGGCCGUCAGUCUCGUGCGCAACCCUGCUGACGUGGCGGGGCGCAUGGCGAUGUUUGCGUUCGUUGGGGUGCUCAACGGGCUGGCACUUUACGGGAUCAUAUCCUUUUACAUGUACAUGCCCUUCAUCUUCAUGGGCCUCUUCUGGAGCGACCGCACGUUCUUCUUGAGCGAUGCAGCAGCGCGCCUCUACAGCCCGGCAGCCUACUACGCCGCUAAGGCACGGACCGCGGUGACGGCCGUGCUGCCCUUCAACAUCGCCUCCGCCCUGUCGUUCCAGCUCAUCACCUACGGCAUGACCGGCCUGCGCCAUGGCGCGGAGAACGUGCUGCGCAGCGCUAUCAUCAGCGUGCUGAUGUCGCUGACAGCCACGCAGCCCUGA